Penicilliopsis zonata CBS 506.65 is the source of this 2235-nucleotide messenger RNA. RefSeq lists its product as hypothetical. The transcript has 3 exons. Bases 1 to 2235 code for a protein of 744 amino acids. Lineage: Eukaryota; Fungi; Ascomycota; Eurotiomycetes; Eurotiales; Aspergillaceae. The record is from RefSeq and is a predicted model, not a curated record.
AUGGCACCGCUUAUCUAUCGCAUUCUUGAAUCCAGCACGUUUAUCUUCUUAUCCUUUAUCCUUCUGUGCCUGAUUCUGUUGACUCCAGCCGAUGCGAUCUACCAGUGCUAUGUGACGCGCCGGUUCACCAACGUCUACUUCAUCGCGGGCGGAUACAUCGUGACCUUUUUACUGGCGCUUCUCAUCUACGCCAGCCGGAUCUAUACGAAUCGCAGCGUGUUGGCGGGGAUUCCCAAAGCCUGGAUUCCCGUGGAGAAGGAGGAUGUCGGCAAGAGCGUUCGGCGGUUGGUGAUGGACGGGCUUGCUCGGAGCGCCAUCAUCGCGUACCAGGCGCGCCCGAGGAACACAAGAGAGGACGAGGAUCGGUUUCUGGAUUACAAGAUGCUGUUGGUGGACCGGGACCGGCCGCCCUGGGGACGCGUCGAACACCGAGGAUGGUCGUCGCCUGCGUCGCUGGAUCUACCCGAUCUUCCCUACCGCGACGUGGUCAAGGAACUGCCGCAUCUGAUCGAAGCGAAGGCUGUCUCCUUGGCGCCCUCGGAUCCGCUUUUGAUGCCCUCGUCAUCGCACGCUUCCGAAGAUGCGCAUUCCGUGCCUGACACUCGCGUGGUGGAGGUUUUGAAGCGACCGACCUCGAUGGGUCUCCGCGAGUACCUCCAGCACUUGACUACCCUGGACCUGGUGAACCCGCCUGAUCUCGGCCCCGAGUUCCUCGCCAUCUACGAGAAGGCGCGCUUUUCUUCACAAGAGCUUUACCAGGACGAAUUCAGAGAGAUGAUGCGUCUGUUUACCGAGAUCCUACGGGGCAUGGUAUCUUUGAGUCCACAGCUGUUGGACGAAAUCCGCCAUGGAAGCUCUUACGCGGAUAGCGAAUCACGCAUCGGUCCGUCAGACGAGGAAGGAGAGACAGACACGGUGGAUCUGCACCACGACGACGAGGACAGCGAGGCGCUUGCUCGCGGUCGGAGCCAUCGGGUCCGUUUGUCGGAUGCGUCGUCGACAUGGGAUAGUAGCCGCUCACUAUACACGGCGGCAUCCGCAUCCGAUUCAGUCUCGGUAGGCCGAAUGCCUUCCAGAGAAACGCUCAACCGCAGCCUACGUGCUUCUCCUCGAACCCCCUCAAUGCGGUCCCUUCGGCCCGAAGUCUCGAACUUGUCGGGAAGCUCGGCCGGGAGUGCUGUUUUUCGCAAGGGUGCAUCCCUGUUCAGCAGUUCCGUCUCGUCGCUCGCCUCCACGCCCAAGGAACGCCCCGGCGAAGAUGGGUUCCGGUCUGUGGCUGAGGUAGAUGCACUCUUUCCCAAGGUCGAUCCCGCGGUCGACGGCGAGGAGUGCCUUCACGAUUGUGCCUCGUGCACAAUCCGCUACCCUGCCAAAUUCGACGUAGAGAUGUCCGACGAGUUAUACGGCAAGGUGAAUGGCUGGUCGACACAUAUGCUCGUCGCAACGGGGAAAAGCGACUGGGUGAGAGAUGUAGCCGACGAGAAGGGCAGUCUGAUGGAGGCCAUUGAAAAGGGCGGACUGGAGCCGAGCAAUGGGAGACUCAAGUUGACCGCGUCUAACAUGCCUGUUCCUGACGAAUACCAUCACCACGAGAUCGGCAAGCAGCCGACGAACGUCCUCCUCCUCCCUAGCUUCACACUUGUCGAGCAAGUCACCCCUGAUCUGGCUCCCGAUCUGAUCAAGUACUUCGUCAGCCCCUCCGCUACCACUACAACCCCGCUCGCAGCGUCAUCAGAGGAACAGAAGCAAGAAGGACCAGAGAAGACGCCGCUCGACCUCGCAUCGCUGACCCCCCUCCGCGCGCGCCCCUGCCCUCACGCAGCCGUAAUCCUCCUCUGCUCGCAGCGCACCCGUGACGCCCGCUGCGGCCAGUCCGCCCCUCUGCUGAAGCGCGAGUUCGAGCGCCAUCUCCGCCCGCUCGGCCUCUACCGCGAUAUGGACGACGAGCGGCCUGGCGGCGUCGCGGUCUACUUCAUCAGCCACGUCGGUGGACACAAGUACUCCGCCAACGUGAUGAUCUACCGCCGGCGCGACAUGGAAUGGUACAAAAGGGGCGACGGAGAGAAGAAGCAGGAGGACGAGGAGGGCGCCGCGCAGGGUAUCUGGCUUGCUCGCGUCCGGCCAGAGGACUGCGAGAACAUCAUCAAGUUCACCGUGCUGCAGGGCAAACUCGUCAAGCCGGGAUCCCAGCUACGGGCUGGAUUCGAUAGAGAAAAGGGCCUGACUAGCUGGUAA